This is a messenger RNA of Elgaria multicarinata webbii, 2493 nucleotides long. Its product is annotated as transmembrane protease serine 7-like. Gene Ontology annotation, biological process: proteolysis. NCBI's taxonomy places the organism in Eukaryota, Metazoa, Chordata, Lepidosauria, Squamata, Anguidae. The transcript has 18 exons. The coding region runs from base 1 to 2493 and encodes 830 amino acids. The record is from RefSeq and is a predicted model, not a curated record. Gene Ontology annotation, molecular function: protein binding; serine-type endopeptidase activity.
AUGGAUGAACAAACCAGUGAUAAACCUGCUAAACCUGAAGAUGAAUUAAGUGUAUCAAAUGUAUCAGUUCAAACAGCAGAUUUAGAAGAAAAGUGGGAAAGAUUUGCAAGAAAACUCAGCAGGACAUCAAAAUCGAAGAGGAAAGCUAAAAGAAACAAAUCUAUCUGGAAUUUUCAAAAUAAAAUCAUCCUAUUUACCGUGGUGCUCUUCAUUAUUGGCGUUAUAAUUUGGACGUUAUUGUGGCUCUUCAUUGUUCAGGCAGAAAACAAAGAUGCUUUGUACUUUGUUGGAUUAUUUCGUGUUGCCAACAUCGAGUUUCUUCCAGAGUAUCGGCACAAGGAAUCUAGGGAGUUCCUCUCUGUAGCCCAGAAUGUGCAGCAAGUGAUGAACCUGGUAUAUACCAAAUCUACUUUCUCCAAAUUUUAUAAGCAGUCCAUUGUCUCAGAUGUCAGUAAUAACAACAAUGGAGGACUUCUCGUCCAUUUCUGGAUUGUGUUCGUGGUGCCACAGGCUAAAGGCCAAGUAUUUUGUGAAGACUGUAUCGCUGCUAUUUUAAAGGACUCAAUUCAGACCAGCAUCACCAACCGAACCUCAGUAGGAAGUCUUCAAGGCCUUGCUGUUGAUAUGGACUCCAUUGUGCUUAGCGUUGGGCUCCGAUCAGAUUACUCUUCAACGACAGGAGCAGGUACUAAUUGCAUAUAUGAUCUACAUGCCGAUCAGCUGCAUCAGCACUUUCCCCUGGACAUCUCGACAACAUCAGGAAGGAUGAUCUGCUAUUUCAAACUGAUCGCCUUGGUCGGCUACCUGAUUCGUCUCUCCGUAGCAUCGAUUCAUAUUGAAGCAGAUAACUGCAUCACUGAUUCUUUGACUAUAUAUGACUCCCUGAUGCCAAUCAAAAAUAAGAUACUGUAUCGAAUUUGUGAACCAACCAAUGCAUUCCUAUCUUUCGUUUCUACAAAUAAUCUGAUGCUGGUUACAUUGAAGUCCACACAAGUGAGGAAAGUGAAGGAAUUUCAUGGCUACUUUGAAGUCAUUCCACAAGAAAAAUGUGGCAAAGCCAUACUGGCAUUAGGAAGCACCGGGUUUGAAGGGAGGAUCAUGAGUCCUUAUUAUCCAAGCUACUACCCUCCGAAAUGCAUCUGUACAUGGACUUUUCAGACUCACCAAAAGACCCUUGGCAUAGCACUCAGGUUUCAUAACUAUACCAUCAGUGAAAAAAGCAUUAAAGGCUGUGAGCACGGAUGGUGGAAAAUUAAUGAGCAUAUGUACUGCGGAUAUUACAUUGAUCAUCAAACAAUAUUCCGUGUGGCCAGCUUCAUGGUUAACAUUGAGUUUCAAUGUAGUUCCAAGCUUUCAGAGCAGCCACUUCUGGUGGAAUAUGGAAGCUACAACAUCAGCCAACCUUGUCCACUCGGUUCUUUUGAAUGCCACACGGGUUUAUGCAUCCAACGAUCUCGGCGCUGUGAUGGAAUCAAUGACUGCUUCGACGAAAGUGAUGAACUUUUCUGUGAUGUGCCCAAACAAAGCUGUAACACCAGCUCCUUAACACAGCACCCUUCCAUUUUCUGUGAUGGAAUAAAUGACUGCGAAGAUGGUCAAGAUGAGCAGUACUGCACUGAAAGCAUUCCUUGUACCAACAAUACUUUUAAGUGUAGCAAUAAUAUUUGCUUCAGGAAGCAAAAUGCAAGAUGUGAUGGGAUCAUAGACUGCCUCGAUCGAAGUGAUGAAAGUAACUGUAGUUGUGGCAGUACUAAAUACAACAGUGGCCACCACCGGAUCGUGGGAGGUUCAGAAACACAGGAAGGCGAAUGGCCGUGGCAAGUCAGCCUCCGUUUUGCUGGGGUUGCUUACUGCGGAGCCUCAGUGAUAUCCAAAGAGUGGCUUCUCUCUGCUGCCCACUGUUUUCAGGGGAACAGGUUAUCAGAUCCUAGAAUCUGGACAGCUCAUUUGGGAAUGCGCACUCAAGGAAAAGCCAAAUUUGUCUCUACUUUGAGGAGAAUCAUCGUCCAUGAAUACUAUAACAGUAGAAAUUACGACUAUGACGUUGCCCUACUACAGUUAAGCACACCGUGGCUUGACACAAUGAGAUGGUUAAUUCAGCCAAUAUGUGUACCUCCCACCACACACAGAGUUCAUACUGGGGAGAAAUGCUGGGUUACAGGCUGGGGACAGAGACAAGAAGCAGAUGAUGAAGCCCCAGCAGUCCUCCAAAAAGCAGAGGUAGAAAUUAUUGAUCAAACAUUGUGUCAUUCAACAUAUGGGAUUAUCACAGCCCGCAUGCUGUGUGCUGGGAUGAUGUCUGGGAAAAGGGAUAGCUGCAAAGGAGAUUCUGGAGGACCCCUAUCAUGUCGAAGCAAAGGUGAUGGAAAGUGGUUUUUGACAGGAAUUGUUAGCUGGGGCUAUGGUUGCGGAAGACCCAAUUUCCCUGGAGUAUACACAAGGGUGUCAAAUUUUGCUACAUGGAUACACAAAUACGUGCCUUCAGUUUUUUAA